Molecule: messenger RNA, 939 nt
Organism: Malania oleifera
Lineage: Eukaryota; Viridiplantae; Streptophyta; Magnoliopsida; Santalales; Ximeniaceae
Exons: 3
Coding region: 1-939 (312 amino acids)
Source: RefSeq, a predicted model, not a curated record
AUGGAAGGACAACCACUGGUGGAGCUGUUCUCAGUCACCCUCAACGGUACCGACAGUGAGAUCUACCUAUACGGCACCAUCACCGUCACCGAUGGGCUGCUUUGCCAGUACAUUUACGAUCGGAACAGGAACAAUCCUGAACCCAUUUACGCUGGUGACACUAUUUUGUUGAACGGUCCGCCUCGAUCCAUCUCAGCCGUAGACAGCUUCACUAUCGAUGUGGAUCUCGCAGACGAAAACAAAGUUUCUUCCAACGGCGAAAUUAGCUAUGGGCAAGGCUCGUGGAAUGUUUACUUGACGGCCACAAAUGAGUACGACAAGCCCUUAUCGAUGGAUAUUGAAGGCAAGAAUGGUUCGGUGACAUUGAGCUAUAUAGUUUUCAGCAACGCUGUGGAAGCCACUGUGCAAGUCACACUAAUACAUGCGGAUGGAAAAAAUACUGCUGAAGUUUUUGGAUUAAUUACAGCUCGUAGUGACAAAGUUUCUAAUGAAAGUAUGCUCUUUUGGAAGACGUCGAAUGAGAACGAUUUACAAGUGAACCUCAAUGGGCCCAUUCCCUUAUUGAGAUCUGCAGUAGCUGUGCCGCUAGACUCCUCUCUCAUAAUAAGGGCUGAACUAUCUAAUCGCGAGAGAGAGACUAAUUCAAAUAAAGAGAUUGCUCAUGAUGAAAUAGUGUUCGCUCCUUAUCUCUCAGCUCGCAGAUCUCUCCAGAAUAACCUCGCCCAGGUUCCACCGCACAGCUACCCCACUGCCUCUCGCUCUCAUCCCUCUGUUCGCCAACAACCCGCCACCCGAACCACCUUCUUCAUCGCCACCGUCACCUCCGGAAACACCCACACUCUCGAUCAUUCAUCCCGGGGGAUUCGGAGCCUAAGCAGUGAAUCGGCUGGAGACGUUGUUGUUCGUUCUAGUGUUCUGUUUGGGUCUUCGGUGGAGUAA